Molecule: messenger RNA, 3193 nt
Organism: Athalia rosae (coleseed sawfly)
Lineage: Eukaryota; Metazoa; Arthropoda; Insecta; Hymenoptera; Athaliidae
Product: zinc finger protein 436-like
Exons: 3
Coding region: 346-1245 (299 amino acids)
Biological process (GO): regulation of transcription by RNA polymerase II
Cellular component (GO): nucleus
Molecular function (GO): DNA-binding transcription factor activity, RNA polymerase II-specific; RNA polymerase II cis-regulatory region sequence-specific DNA binding
Source: RefSeq, a predicted model, not a curated record
CGUUUUUCAACCUAUCACACCCCCCAAAAUACCUCAAUUAUUUCAUUGACGAACAUCAAUCAACUCGUUGCUAUUAAUCGCUGAAGUUUGGGCCUGUCUCUUACCAGCAGUUUCUUGACCUGCUCAAUAACUUCUGAUUGAAACGCUUUUCAACACUGCCUUAUAAGGGUGGACUCUGUGCAGUUACGGAAAUACCAGUAUCUUAUUAGUUCGAAUGAGAAAUCACAACAGUUAUUCAUGACUAUAUGACCUCGUCUUAUUUUACUCGAUAUCAGAACUAUUUUCAAAUAAUGUCACUAGCCAAUAAAACUACAUUUCUUAUCCUGGCAUGAUUCCGAUAUUUCAAUGCACUUAAAAAUGGCUUAUGUUCCGCGCAAUGCGAAAUAUUUGUCAAACAUUAACUCUCAACAACAAUCUAAUAUGGUUGGCUACAAUUAUCCUGGUCAUCCCCCGUCAUCAGGAGCACAUCAUCAGCAAACAGAUGAGAAUAGAAAUGAAAAUAACUGUGGAAACAAGGAAAUCUGUCAGCAGAAUAAUCAAAACAAUUCUCAGCAAUCUUCAGAGACACAAACUAUUCGGAAAGUAGAUGCUGCAACGAUGACUGAUCCAUUGCAGAUCGACUUCAGAUUAACCUCAGAGUACUUGGCUCGAUGCUCAAGUACCUUAGGUUUGCCUUAUGUAUUCAAAUAUGAAGAUAACAGUAACAACUCUUCUCAUAAUUUUCAAGAUGUUCGGCCAAAGCUUGAGUUUGAAGUAGAGCCACAACAUGUUAAUGGUAUGCUCGUGUAUCAUUGUCCGGAAUGUGCGUAUCGGUUUGAAAGUCGUGAUGCUCUACACGAACAUCUUGAAGAUCAUAGGCAGCGGCCACAUAUCUGUGACAUCUGCGGCGCCAGUUUAAAGCGUAAGGAGCACCUAGAUCGGCAUAAGCAAGGUCACAACAAGGACAGGCCCUAUCAAUGCUCGAUGUGCUGUAAAGCUUUCAAAAGGAACGAACAUCUAGCUCGACAUAUGAUUAUUCACUCAGGUAGUAAAAAUCAAAUUUGUACCGAAUGCGGAAAAGCAUUUUACAGAAAAGAUCACCUAAAAAAGCACCUUCAGAGUCAUAGUGGUAAUAGAAAUAAAAGCAAUUCAAGUAAUUCGCAGAAUAAUCAGAAUGCACAAAAUUCAAAUGAAGCGGGACUCAGUAAUUUUGCAAUGAUAAUGAGGCAGGUUGGCCCACCACCAUUUUCUAUUUUACGCACUUAGCUGGGAAUUAAUCAUUUUUCUUUACGUGUGAUAUAGUAUACUAGUAUCAAUCUAGUUAUAGGACUCUAGAAAUGUUUAUAUUGUGGGUUUUUCCACGUUUUUCUGUUAUCGUAUUUAUUAAUUUUUCCUUCCCUUUUUGCUUUUUUGUUUUUCUCUUCCAACAUGACAAGUAAGGCUGAGCACAGGUGGUAAAUACUGUUCGAACUGAUAUUCCUAUUAUUCUAUUUAAAAAGUGAUAAGUUAGAAAAAUAGAGAUUUUCAAAUAUCACGGUAUGAAAAUAAUGAUAUGGAAACUACUACGUUGCAUGUGGCGUGAUAAGAUUUUGUCAUUGGGAUCAAAUUAAAGUAUAGAUUUAUAAUGAGUUUAUAAUGAGAUUUAUGAUGAGAUAGAAUUUUUAUUUCCUCUUUUUCGAGAUACAGCUGCAACGUCACAGGGAGGCGUUGACUGCAAAUUUUAUUCAUUCAAUGAAUGCUAAAGUUUUGAGAUUUAUUCAGAACUCGUUUUUAUUUUGCUGCCAACUCUUUUUUAUAUACAUCUUUAGUUGAGAUUGCCUCAACGAUUCACCACUUGUACUCAGUGAUUCACUGUGAUGAAUGUGCAGUGGCUAUGUACAAGUUGACGGUGAGUGGUUUUGUAAAUGAUAUUAGCGCCUGUGAUUUCCUAAUAAUUAUAAUUAUUAUUACUUUUAAAUCCACUCGUGUAGAAAGACGUAAUUACUAAAGAGUAUCACAUCACGAAACAAUUUUUUCAAAUAUUAAAAAUCUUUAUAGAGCUUGCCAAGUAAUUUUAUACCAGCAAUAAAACAUUGUAAAAUUUUUCUAAUAUACAUCACAUCUAUUAAGUGAACGAAUUAAUGUAACCAACACCGUAAAUAGGUGUUAUUUUAAUUUGUUGAAUUUUUAUUCUGGUUUUUAUGAAGUACGAACUUUGACGAGUUAUGUACCUGUUACUUACUGGGAUUUCAGAUUUGCGAGAAUCAAUUUCAAAAGCAUCGAAUCGAUAAUCAAUUUGCAAAAAAAUUAAAUAACUCGUGAUUUAUGCAGAGGAUGAAUAGUCGCCUUAUUGGCAGAUGAAUUUUUAAUGCAUACGUUUAUUUCUGAGCUCAAUCAACGUUGCUUUUAGCAUUCUCUCUCUACGCAUUAAUGAAAUUUCAGUAUCAAGUAUUUGUUAUGUAAAUAUUGGCAACGUUACUUAUUACGAUGAAGCUAAUGAUAUCAUUGUUUAAACUGACAAUGAGCUAAUAUCAUUAGUGCGAAAUAUUCAAACAUAAAUUAUUUGAGCUUGAUGAAAUCGUCGCUGCGGUUUCUAAACAAAAAAUAAAAAGAAACUAUGAACCUCGAUUACAUUAUAAAUAAAAAACCAUGCAUGUGAUCGAAAGAAAAUUAAAUUACAUGGCUCGACCACUCACGUUUAGUAUGUAAUAUUUACAUCCUGGAACGCAUAUAUGGGGUUGCCGCUUGUAUAUUUUUUAGAAGGGUCGUCGAGGUUGAAACGAUUUCAUCCUCACUCUUCUUUCAGUCUCGUCGUCGAAAUUCUUCUUUCAAAGAUUCAUUGAGAAUAAUAUAAUAAUAUACAGAUGUCAUUGAGUAUAAUUUACGGUGAAAAAAAGUUCGAUAAGCAAUGUAUCAAAAUUUAUAAAUGUAGGCAAUAAUUUCACUUGCACGGGAAGUAAGACGUAUCCUUUGGAAAAAUAAUAAUGCGGCAACUAUAUUUCUGAUAUUCCUCCGUUGUAAGUAUGAGUACGGAUAUUAAAAUUGUAAUUAUAAAUGAGCGCGUCCGCAUUGUUGUCAAUUUAAUCUGUACAUUAUAUUUAUUGAAGCUAAACGAUUUUACUAUAUCAGUUCAAUUGCAUAGUUUUUAGAAAACAUUACACAUAUGUAUACUAACGUUUGUUAUUUACUGUAGUGACCAUACUUAAAUUAAUAAAAUCAUUAUUAUAUACAAGUA